Cuscuta europaea is the source of this 3974-nucleotide messenger RNA. Lineage: Eukaryota; Viridiplantae; Streptophyta; Magnoliopsida; Solanales; Convolvulaceae. The record is from the annotation of a GenBank genome assembly.
CCAAAAUGAGGUCCAAACUCAAAUUAGCUGUUAGUCUAAACUCUCCCCCCUCCCAACUUCUUUUUCUUGCUCUUCCCUGGCUCCCUGCCGUCCUGGGCCUCCAACAUAUCAUCCCCCUUUUCGAUCAUCGUAGCUCGGAAUUCUCAUGCCAACUUACUUUUGAAACUCCCGGACACAUAAAGUCGCAGUUUUUGCAGGGAUAUAGGAGCCAAAGUCGGCAAUGGAGGACGGCAGGGGCUGAUUAGGGACGGCGAAGCCUUACAGAGCACAAGGAGCAAAUGAACAAUGAAAGUGAAGUGGUGGCGGAGGGGCUGUGGGGGUUGUCAGAUUAUCACGAGAAGAAAGGCGAUAUCGGUAAGGCAAUAAAAUGCUUAGAGGCCAUAUGUCAGAGUGGCAUCUCCUUCUUCCCAAUCGUCGAAAUCAAGACUCGUAUACGCGUGGCCACUCUACUCCUUAAGUAUUCCAACAACAUUAACCACGCUAAAGCUCACCUCGAGCGUGCACACUUGCUUUUGAAGUCCAUUCCAUCAUGCUUUGAGCUAAAGUGCAGAGCCUACAGCUUAUUGAGCCAAUGCUACCAACUUCUGGGGGCUAUUGCUUCCCAAAAACAGAUACUCAAUAAGGGGUUGGAACUUAUUGCAACGUCUGAGGAUGGGUUUUCUGCAAGGUUAUGGCUCUGCAACUUCAGUUCUCAGCUUGCGAAUGCUUUGAUAAGUGAGCAAGACUAUAAUGGAUCAAUUUUUCCUUUAGAACGUGGGCUGUGCUCUGCAGCUGAAAUGUGUUACUCAGAAUUACAGAUGUUUUUUGCGACUUCUAUCUUGCAUGUGCACCUCAUGCAAUGCGAUAAUGCAAGUGUGGUUCAAGAAGAUGUCAAUAGAUGUAAUUUAAUCUGGGAAUCUAUUGAUUCUGAUAAAAGACAGCAAUGUCUCGGUUUGUUAUUUUAUAACGAGCUGUUGCAAGUGUUCUAUCUACUUCGGAUAUGUGACUAUAAGAAUGCUGCACAACAUGUUGAAAAAUUGGAUGAUGCAAUGAAGUCUGACUUACAGCAGAGGCAAUAUAUCAAGGAACUCAACAAAGAAUUAACUGAACUCAAUAGAAGUCUUUGUGAUUCUGAUAUAAACUACACAGACAGAUCUAUAUUAUCUCAGAAACAAGCUCAACUUGAAGAACAGCUCAACAAUUUAACAAGUACGGGUUCAACCUGCAAAGGAUAUUUAGAACCAACACAUUUUGGAAAUGUGAAGCGGGAGUGGGGUGAUAAGCUUGAAUUGGCACCGCCUCCAAUUGAUGGGGAGUGGCUACCAAAAGGUGCUAUUUAUGCAUUGGUGGAUCUCACUGUAGUUGUAUUUAGUCGUCCCAAGGGAAAAUAUAAGGAUAUUCAGAAGAGGAUUCAGUCCGGCCUACUAACCAUCCAAGAGGAACUUGAAAGACUUGGGAUCAAUGAUGGGGUAAAAGAAGUGGAUUUGCUACAGUCUGCAAUUUCAAUGGGCAGUGUUUAUUUAGACAUUCUGAUGCAGUUUUUAGAAAAUAAAAUUGCAGUGGAUCUUACACGAUCUGAGUUUUUUGAAGCACAAGAGGCUUUGGUGCAGAUGCGAAAUUGGUUUAUCCGCUUCCCAACAAUUUUACGGGCAUGUGAGAGUACUAUUGAAAUGCUCAGAGGGCAGUAUGCUCAUUCCAUUGGUUGCUAUGAAGAAGCUAAUUUUCAUUUUCUUGAGGCUUCAAAGCUUACAGAGAACAAUAGUAUGCAAGCUAUGUGCCACAUCUUUGCAGCAAUCUCGUUUAUCUGCAUUGACAACACCAAAUCCUCUUCAAAAGCCCUAGAGCUCCUUGGACCAAUUAUGGGAAGAAUUGAUUCUUUUGUUGGAGUACGAGAGAAAACCAGCCUCUUCUUCGCACAUGGGUUUCUGUUGAUGAGGCAGAAAAGUGCACAAGAAGCAAGAGAUAAACUCGCUGCUGGUUUGCAGAUAGCACAUAAUUCGUUGGGGAACCUUCAACUUGUUUCGCAAUAUUUAAGUGUCUUGGGGAAUUUAGCUCUUUCACUUCAUGAUGCAGGACAAGCUAGGGAGAUCCUGAGGUCUUCAUUGACCCUGGCAAAGAAGUUGUACGAUCUCCCAACUCAAGUUUCUGUACUAUCCAAUUUGACAGAACUGUACCAGCAAUUAGGUGAGCAAGGGAAUGAGAUUGAGAAUCGCGAAUAUGGAACGAAGAAAGUAGAGGAGCUACAAAAACGACUCAGUCAUGCUUGUUCAUCUAGUCACCAUAAGGAACUGAUUGCAAAAGUGAAAACUGAAGUUCCUGACUGGAGCAAUUAUGAUUUGAUGAAAAGAACAACUUCCAACCCCCCGACCAGAGUUGAUUUGGACAUUCCUGAAUCCAUUGGCCUAUCAACCGCCUCUCCUUUGCCCUCAUCAUCAUCAAGAUUAAUGAAUGUUGAUCUUGGCAGGAUCAGAAAGAGAAACAUUUAGCUUCCUUCCUACAUGCAAGUUGAUAGUGUUUUCACUGAUCAUCUCUGAUGAUGAUGAUGAUGAACUGUUCUCACCUCCACCAGGGCCUACUAUAAAAGUAGAUAAUUUGAACAAAGAUGCUUAAUGGAAUCCAUUUGUAUACUUUGUGUACCAUACAAAUAGCCUUUUUUCGUUCAUUUUUCAUUUCUCCUCCAAACCUUUGCCUUGUCUCUCCUCCCCCAUCCGUGCCCCUCCAUUUCUUUUUCCCAGUUUCAUUAUCUCACAGGUAAGCUUCUGUGAUGCCCACUUUUUUCAUUUUCUGAUUUCUUCUUGCAAUUUCCCAAACCUCUUGCGCUCCAAUUGACUUCAGUUUCAUCCUUUGCUCUACUCCACUUCGAAUUUCCCCGUUACCCCGUAAAGCUAUGUGGGUUCGAAUGGUCCCGGGUUUGACUCUUGGCAUGAUACCGAUAAUCGUGACUUCAUCAAACAAGAUAAGAUUUUCUUCUAGCAAUUUGUAGAUGAUUGGUUAGAGGUAUGACAGUCCCACUGAAGAGGAAGAUGACAUGGGGUUGGUUUUUGCAUUAGAAGUAGUGGCGAGCACUGAGGAGCUAGUCAAAGUGGCGUGGAUCGGUGGUGGGCUGGUGGCUCGGGUCGUGUCUGACAAACCUAUUCGGAUGGUGGCUUUAUUGGAAAAUAAUGGCAAUGAUGUGGUGGCUUAUCAAGGGAGUUAGUAUUGAGGAUAUUGAUAAUUCAAGGUUUUUGAUACAAUUUUAUCAUAAAGGCUAUAUUGACCAAGCAAUCAUGGAUAGUGGUGGACUCGGCCCGGGUGGCCCGACCCGGAAUCGGCCCGAGUGGCUCAACCCGGAACCGGCUCGGGAUCGGUACUGUUCCGGCUCAGCCUGAACCGGUGGCCCGGUCAGUGACCGGUCCGGGUAGGCGUGAUCCGAGGGGUUUCCGGUCCGGGCUCGGGUCACCCAAAACAAGGCCCGGCCGGGCUCGGACCUGGUUCGGGCCAAAUUUUUUUUUUUUUUUUCAUUUGUUUGGGCUCGGUUUGGGUUGGGCUUGAUGUUUAGGGGGGGUUUGGGGGGUUUGGGGGGGGGGGUGGGGGUAAGGGAGGGUCAGGGAUAGGUAGGUAAGCAAAAAAAAAAAAAUUAACCAAGUCCGAGGCCCAGCCCAACUCGGUUCGGACCCGGACCGGACCCGGUGGCUACCUGAAUCGGUUCCGGGUCCACCCAUUCAGACGCGCCGGCCCGCCCGGGCCUAGGCCCGACCCGGACCGAAUCCACCCCUAAUCAUGGAGGGAUUGUAGCCGUAUGAACAAAAUUUGGUGUUAAUGAGACGUCUUGCGCGGUUUGAUAGGUUCCUCCAAGUGGAAUUAGAUUUAACUGAAUUUUGGGUUCAAAUACAUAAUCUACCACUGAGACUCAUGACUCAGAAGGUUGCAAGAGGAAUAGGAACUUUGUAAGUUUACUUGUUAGGAUUGAUGAAUGAACUCUCGGAGGAACGUGAGGGUGUACUGUAUGCACAAUG